This is a messenger RNA of Penicillium lagena, 240 nucleotides long. RefSeq lists its product as uncharacterized. Lineage: Eukaryota; Fungi; Ascomycota; Eurotiomycetes; Eurotiales; Aspergillaceae. The record is from RefSeq and is a predicted model, not a curated record. The transcript has 2 exons. Bases 1 to 240 code for a protein of 79 amino acids.
AUGUUGCCACCGCCCAACCACGGCGGAAGCAACCCCGGUGCCAUGUGGAUUCCUUACAGGCCCCAGGAACUGGCGGGCUGCCCGUGCGUGUCCAUAAGAUUCCGCUACGCCGCAUCCAGUAAGACCCUGGCCCAUCAGCGGGUCGCCAUUGGCCCGUCCAUGCUCAAGCCCGUCUCCCGGCUCCACCUCGCGGCGCCGUAUCGAUACCGUCACGCCCCGAGCGUGGAGCGUGGCGGUUGA